GCGCAGUUAUGACGUCGGGAGGUGAGAGUUGAGCCUGCGUUAGGAAACAUGUUGUGUAAGUCAUAAUAAAUCCAUGGUAACAGCUCGUAGCUCUCUCCAAAGCUUCAUCUUUCACUUCAGGACGACAGGACGACAGAGGAGGACCCGGACAUGUUACUGUCUUCAGUACGGACCGCCAUGUUCUGCGGCUGUAGAGGCGCCAGCAGAGGAUUUCAACACAGCAAUCGGAGUCCACAGCUAAGAAAAUGGCUUGUGAAGAGAAGUCAGAGCACAAUCGCAACAGAAGCGGAGGCUGCCUCCGUCCAGGCGGCAGCUUCUGUCCCCAACGUCGCUACAAAUCGCAUCCUAGGUCGCUGGUUACUUGGCUGCAGCGGGCUGGUUGUUGGGGCUGUUGUCUUGGGUGGUGUCACCAGGCUCACAGAAUCUGGGCUCUCCAUGGUCGACUGGCAUCUGGUGAGAGAGAUGAAGCCGCCUCAGUCACAAACAGAGUGGGAGGCUGAGUUUUCCAAGUACCAGCAGUUUCCUGAAUUCAAAAUAAUGAACCAUGAAAUGACUCUGCCAGAGUUUAAGUUUAUCUUCUACAUGGAGUGGGGUCAUCGUAUGUGGGGCAGACUGGUUGGUCUUGCAUACAUCCUCCCCACAAUCUACUUCUGGCGAAAAGGAUACUUUACUCGCUCCAUGAAGGGAAAAGUGCUGGGGCUUUGUGGAUUUGUCUUCUUCCAGGGCCUUCUGGGAUGGUACAUGGUAAAAAGCGGUCUGGAGGAAAAGCCGGAGUCUCAUGACAUCCCACGAGUCAGCCAAUAUCGCCUGAGUGCUCACCUUGGUUCUGCUUUGCUACUCUACUGUGCCAGUCUCUGGACAGGGCUUACUCUGCUGCUGCCUGCACAUAAGAUAGCAGAAACCAGAAGUCUUAUGCAGCUCAGGAGGUUUGCCAAGGGCACUGGUGGACUUGUCUUCCUUACUGCUCUUUCAGGUGCUUUUGUUGCUGGUUUGGAUGCCGGGCUGGUGUAUAACUCCUUCCCUAAGAUGGGAGAACGGUGGAUCCCUGACGAUCUGCUGGCCUUCUCUCCCACCCUCAAGAACAUCUUUGAAAAUCCCACAACAGUGCAGUUUGACCACAGAAUUUUGGCCAUCUCCUCUUUGACUGCAAUUACAGGUCUCUAUCUGUUCUCAAGAAGGAUGAUGUUGCCCAGGAGAGCAAAGGUCGCCAUCAGCCUCCUUGCGGCAAUGGCUUAUGCACAGGUUGCCCUCGGUAUCAGCACCCUGUUACUGUAUGUCCCCACCCCACUGGCAGCAACUCACCAGUCUGGCUCCGUGGCUCUUCUCUCGCUGGCUAUUUGGGUUCUGGCAGAGCUCCGCAAAUUACCAAAGUAAAGGCCUGCUCCUUUACUGACAAAUCCAGUCCCCAUGAGCCACAGCUCAAGUCUCUAAGAGUCGUGACAUUUUGAACAAGGCAUUUUGUAACUACUAGAAAAAAAUAUUAAAAACAAAUGUUUUUCAUUUAACAGUGAAGUAUCUGUCCUGUUGGUCACAGUUAUGCACACAGAUAUGAAAGCAGGGCUGUUAUUGUAGUGCUGUGAAGGGAAAUUACACAAAUACAUUGAAGCUGUCAUCAAAAGAUAUGAAAUUAAUUUAAGGUGUUUUGCAAGGAAUUAAAAAAAGGCCUGCUAAAGCAAAAACAAGUGAUAUCUUUCAGUUUCUGUUCAGCUUUAAUGACACAGCCACAGGAUUUCAAGUUUAGUAUACAAACUGUAUUUGGUUUUAAAGACUGAAUUACUUUUUUGUUCACUUACACAGUUUUAACUGGAAAGAAAAUCUUGUUUCCAUGUUAUUACUCACCUGUUGCCUUGUGUCUCCUCGUACACUGCCUGUUAGUUGAAUUAGAUGUGGCUGUUGGGAUGAUGUAAAAUGAUGUACAUUUAAAUUAUGAACCAUUUGUUGCUGACAUUGUAUUGACAUGAUGUGAACUAUAAUGGAAACUUGAUUAAUGCUUUGUACUGUAUAUUUAGACAUGUAGAGCUGAAAGCACUGUCUUAAUUUAAUAAAGACAAAUAUGUACAGUC
This is a messenger RNA of Paralichthys olivaceus (Japanese flounder), 2063 nucleotides long. It is a transcript of the gene cox15, whose product is annotated as cytochrome c oxidase assembly homolog 15 (yeast). Gene Ontology annotation, biological process: heme A biosynthetic process. The record is from RefSeq and is a predicted model, not a curated record. Gene Ontology annotation, cellular component: mitochondrial inner membrane. Gene Ontology annotation, molecular function: oxidoreductase activity, acting on NAD(P)H, heme protein as acceptor. NCBI's taxonomy places the organism in Eukaryota, Metazoa, Chordata, Actinopteri, Pleuronectiformes, Paralichthyidae.